Messenger RNA from Cebus imitator (Panamanian white-faced capuchin), 1526 nucleotides. Its product is annotated as phosphatidylinositol 5-phosphate 4-kinase type-2 gamma-like. The record is from RefSeq and is a predicted model, not a curated record. NCBI's taxonomy places the organism in Eukaryota, Metazoa, Chordata, Mammalia, Primates, Cebidae. Gene Ontology annotation, biological process: phosphatidylinositol metabolic process. Gene Ontology annotation, molecular function: phosphatidylinositol kinase activity.
AUGGCGUCCUCUGUCCCACCGGGCACCGUACGGGCGGCGACAGCAGGCCCCCGUACAGGUUUCGGCUUCGCCUCCAAAACCAAGAAGAAGCAUUUCGUGCAGCAGAAGGUGAAGGUGUUCCGGGUGGCAGACCCACUGGUGGGUGUGUUCCUGUGGGGCGUAGCCCACUAGAUCAAUGAGCUCAGCCAGGUGCCUCCCCCGGUGAUGCUGCUGCCAGAUGACUUUAAAGGCCGCUCCAAGAUCAAGGUCAACAAUCACCUUUUCCACAGGGAAAAUCUACCCAGUCAUUUCAAGUUCAAGGAGUAUUGUCCCCAUGUCUUCAGGAACCUCCGUCAUCGAUUUGGCAUUGAUGACCAAGAUUACUUGGUGUCCCUUAUGAAACCCCUCAGCAAAAGUGAAGGCAGUGAUGGUCGCUUCCUUAUCUCCUACGAUCGGACUCUGGUCAUCAAAGAAGUAUCCAGUGAAGACAUUGCUGACAUGCAUAGCAACCUCUCCAACUAUCAUCAGUACAUUGUGAAGUGCCAUGGCAACACGCUUCUGCCCCAGUUCCUGGGGAUGUACCGAGUCAGUGUGGACAAUGCAGACAGCUACAUGCUUGUGAUGCGCAGUAUGUUUAGCCACUGUCUUCCUGUUCACAGGAAGUAUGACCUCAAGGGUUCCCUAGUGUCCCGGGAAGCCAGCGACAAAGAAAAGAUUAAAGAAUUGUCCACGCUUAAGGAUAUAGACUUUCUCAGCAAGAACCAGAAAGUAUAUAUUGGUGAAAAGGAGAAGAAAAUAUUUCUGGAGAAGCUAAAGAGAGAUGUGGAGUUUCUAGUGCAGCUGAAGAUCAUGGACUAUAGCCUUCUGCUGGGCAUCCACGACAUCAUUCGGGGCUCUGAACCAGAGGAGGAGGGGCCCGCGCGGGAGAAUGAGUCAGAGGUGGAUGGGGACUGCAGUCUCACUGGACCUCCUGCUCUGGUGGGCUCCUACGGCACCUCCCCAGAGGGUGUCGGAGGCUACAUCCAUUCCCAUCGGCCCCUUGGCCCAGGAGACUUUGAGUCUUUCAUUGAUGUCUACGCCAUCCGGAGUGCUGAAGGAGCCCCCCAGAAGGAGGUCUAUUUCAUGGGCCUCAUUGACAUCCUUACACAGUAUGAUGCCAAGAAGAAAGCAGCUCAUGCAGCUAAAACUGUCAAGCAUGGGGCUGGGGCAGAGAUCUCUACUGUCCAUCUGGAGCAGUAUGCUAAGCGAUUUCUGGAUUUUAUUACCAACAUCUUUGCCUAAGAGACUGCCCGACUCUCCCUGAUGUUCAAGGUGGUAGGAUUCUGAGAGGCUGGGGGGAAUUGUGGAUAUUCUAGCCACCACAUCUCUUCUUCUUUUGCUAAAUUCAGGCUGCAGGCUCCUUCCAUCCAGAUAACUCCAUCCUGUUUAGUAGGCUUCUGACCCUCAGAAAUACGUUGUCCUUUCUCCCCUUUGCCCAUUUUUCUCCCCUCUCUCCCUCCCCCCAAGAAGUCUGCUUGUAUUAUUAGAAUGUUAUUGUUGAUUCUCUC